Molecule: messenger RNA, 614 nt
Organism: Aplysia californica (California sea hare)
Lineage: Eukaryota; Metazoa; Mollusca; Gastropoda; Aplysiida; Aplysiidae
Source: RefSeq, a predicted model, not a curated record
AGAGUGUCUUUUGGCUGCAAAGAUUCCUUGGUAGAGACAUGGAUCAUAGAUGACGCAGACGUGACCAGAAAGAAGUGUGGUGACGUCAGAGAGAUUUGGAGCGGAUUCUACGACGACGACGACGACGACACGAUGACGUCGGCAAGUGACAUUGUGGUGGCCUCCACGAAAUCAACCAAUCAGAAGAUGGCAGACAAACACGUGACAAUCGGAGACUCUACGUUCGUGGUCAUGACCCCGGAGGACAACUCAGCUGGGUCCAGCCCCAACGGGGUUCAAACCGCGCAGCUCCAAAGCAACCACAACCACCACCAUCACGCCGACGAUGACUCAACCACCACCUCCUCCGCCACCAUUGUCACCGCCAACAACACCACCACCACCACUACAGCAACCACAACCACAACCACCAGCACCAGCAACAACGGCAACAACAGCAGCGACAACAGCGCCGUCAUCGCGCCCAGCACGCACGAGCAGCACACAAGCUCCAGCCAUGGAGCCUCUGACACGGAGACACACGAGCCCAGAAAGGACGUGGCUUCAUCACAGCGCCGGCGCUCUGCCCUAGAGGAGUAUUACGACGUGUUAAACCCACAGCCCAAGGACCAGAG